Molecule: messenger RNA, 2043 nt
Organism: Alosa alosa (allis shad)
Lineage: Eukaryota; Metazoa; Chordata; Actinopteri; Clupeiformes; Clupeidae
Gene: hoxb2a
Product: homeobox B2a
Biological process (GO): regulation of DNA-templated transcription
Molecular function (GO): DNA-binding transcription factor activity, RNA polymerase II-specific; DNA binding
Source: RefSeq, a predicted model, not a curated record
ACAGCUAUGACAGAACACAUGGUAAGCGGCCACCUUUUUAACGAAAUAGUUACCCCCUGCUAAUACAAACAAAUCCUGUAUCCCAAGAUAUUUUUGAUCAGUUGGUGAAAAUAAUGCUUUCUUUUGCCACCAGGCCCCGCGUUCCCAUUGGCUAUGUUUGGUCACGUGACCAGGAAUUGGCUGCAAUUUCGCCCAUAGUCUUCAGUUUAGUAGACCAAGGUCCCCAUACGCUAGUAAUAUCACCAAUAUACACAAUUAUUAAAGCCCGCAAAUACGCCAUAGCAGGGCGCAAAUAAUCUCUCGUUUUUAUUUCUUUUUGCUGUUUGAUAUCGCCGUCCGCUUUGUGACCAAGAGAAGCUAUGAAUUUUGAAUUUGAGAGGGAGAUUGGGUUCAUAAACAGCCAGCCUUCCCUCGCUGAGUGCCUGACGUCUUUCCCCGCUGUCCUGGAGUCAUUUCAAACUUCAUCAAUCAAGGACUCGACAGUAAUUCCUCCUCCUUUCGAGCACACCAUACCCAGCUUGAGCCCCUGCACAAGCAACCAGGCGCGACCAAGGAGCCAAAAGCGCACCUCCAAUGGCCUCCAGCUCCGGACGCCGCAGCCGCAGCAGGGCCCGGUCCCGGCGGCGAGCGGCGGUACCCUGGCCCACGAGUUCCCAUGGAUGAAGGAGAAGAAAUCCUCGAAAAAGUGCACGAAACCCGGACCUGCUACAGCAGCUGCCUCAUCCCCCUCGCCUGCAUCUUCCGGGUAUGCCAACGUGGGACUGGAGUCCCCGACAGAGGCGCAGGGCGGGCUGGACAACGGCAGUGGAUCCCGGAGACUGAGGACAGCCUACACCAACACUCAGCUCUUGGAGCUGGAGAAGGAGUUCCAUUUCAACAAAUACCUCUGCCGGCCUCGGCGGGUAGAGAUCGCCGCGCUGCUGGAUCUAACUGAGCGACAGGUUAAAGUAUGGUUCCAGAACCGGCGGAUGAAGCACAAGCGCCAAACGACGCACCACAGAGAGGGCCAAGAGGGCGACCCUGAAGGGUACGAGCCUCUGGAAGGCACCGACGUCGCAUCGCCAUACUCAAGCCAGCCCCUGGAAGCGUCUGGUUCGGGUUCGGGCUCUGGCUCAGCGGCGGCAUCGGAAACCGAGACAUGCGGCUCAACAGCCUCCUACACAAACAGCAUUGACAAUAAGCAACCCACGCCCGAGGAGAAUAAGCCGAGCGGACAAGAGCCUGCAUCUGCCUCUGAUACAGCUGUCCACUCUCCCCCAUACACAACGCCCACUGCAGAUAACCCUGCAACAAUAGGCGAGGGCCGUGCAUCUGGCUCAGAUCACUCGUUUACGGAGCCACAGGACGCCGCCUCGCUACCCGAUUUGAAUUUCUUUUCUGGGGAUUCAUGCCUGCAGAUUUCGGACGCUUUGUCGCCGAGUCUGCAAAGCUCUCUAGACAGUCCAGUAGAUUUCUCCGAAGAGGACUUUGACUUAUUCACGAGCACUCUCUGUACAAUAGAUUUACAGCAUUUACAGUUCUAAUGGAGGACAGUAAGAACAAUUAGAGCACCAAUAACUCAAGAAUCCUGAAGACUGUCGCCGUGUUAAAAUGUUUUGAAUUCUUCUCGACUGCAACAUUCCUGCAAAUUUAUAUAGAAAAUAUCCUUUCAUCUUGGGUUUAAUUAUGAAUACAAUAUUAUUGAAGCACUGAAUGGUAAAGGAGCGAACACGUUUAUUAUUUGACAAUAUUGCUAUGUUUUAAUCGUAUCGAAAUCCCAUCCGGACUUCCCCUGUCGAAAUUUCAGGUAUUUAUCUCCUUUUAAUUUUCUGUGUGCUCAGUUUGUGCUCACUGCAUAACAUUUGGGAAUUUUUCCAGUUAAGCUCAAUCGUUGACUUCUCAGGAACUGUGUCAGACUGAACUGCUUUUAGAAAUUCACUCCUGGUUGGGCAGUCCUAUUGAAGAAUUUUAGAACUAGUUUAUUUAUUGAGAUUCUUUAAUAGCAAAUUUCAGAUUAUUUAUUGUACAUUAUUUUCAUAGUUGAAAUAAAAACGACCUUUAUAA